GCAGUUAUGCUGGUUGUGUAUAUAUAAGGACGCACGCUGAAAGUAAUGGUUAACUGUAGCGGACUUUGGAUGCUGCCGUCCCCAACCUCCACGCCGGUGUACAAGGUCUGUGUUUUGAGUAGUAACGUCGCCGCCGCCGUUAAAUCACUGUUGUUGUUAUCUGGAUAAAGAGGAAUGCAGCGGCCACCGGGCUCCACCUCUCUGUAAAGCCCGCUCGAUGAACAUGAACUCCAUUUCUACCACAGAACCGUGUUUGUUAUCUUAAAAAAAAAGCCGACGGUACCGACGGGCCGGACGGUGCUGAGUCAGACACCGUCAGGGCGAAACCCCUCCGGAGAAACUCCCUGACCGGAGACGUGGGUCAAGAGUUCCUGAUCCACAACAAGUUUCUCUUCUACCUGUUCACGUUUGGGACUGAGCUGGGCAACGAGAUGUUCUUCAUCAUCUUCUUCCCCUUUCUCUUCUGGAACAUCGACGCCCUGGUCAGCCGGAGACUCAUCGUCGUCUGGGCCUGGAACCUGUUCGUGGGACAGUCCACCAAGGACAUGGUCCGCUGGUCCCGGCCGGCGUCCCCUCCCGUGGUGAAGGUGGAGGUCUUCUACAACUCCGAGUACAGCAUGCCGUCCACACACGCCAUGACCGGGACCGCCAUACCCUUCUGUGUGUUCAUGCUGACCUACGGGCGGUGGCAGUACCCCUUCCUCUUUGGCUUUAGUGUGGCUCUCAGCUGGAGUGUCCUGGUCUGUGUAAGCAGAGUCUAUAUGGGGAUGCAUUCUGUUCUGGAGGUAAUCACUGGCUUCCUCUACAGCCUUCUUAUUCUAGCCUUCUUCCAGCCAAUUCUGGGCAAGAUCGACACCUUCUACAUGAUGGACCACUACGCUCCACUUGUGAUCAUUGUGUCACAUGUGAGCUUCGGACUUGUGGCUUUCUCUCUGGAUUCCUGGAGCACCUCUCGGGGUGACACUGCUCAGGCUCUGGGCACCGGGGCAGGAGCUGCUUUGGCUACCCAUGUGAACUAUCAGCUGGGGCUGCUGCUGGAUCCACCUCUGUCUUCACUUCCUCUAACUUUACCAACAAUCAGCACUAGCUUGGUGGUUCUCUCCCUGCUGCGCUUCCUGGUCGGAGUCGCUGUCCUCCUCGUCACGAGAAUGGUUAUGAAAGCAGUGACUAUUCCGUUCUUAUGUCGACUGUUCGGGCUGCCUUCAGAUGAUGUAAGACAGGCGAGGCAGCACAUGAAAGUAGAGUUGCCGUACCGUUACAUUGUCUACAGUGUUGUUGGCUUUAGUUGUGUCUGUGUGGUGCCUCUCUUCUUUAGGAUCUUAAACCUUGCCUGAGUGUUGUGUGCAAACUGUCAUUUACUGCUGACAUGUUCACCACCAUGGUGACUGCAGGCUACACUUGGAAACAUGCUGCUUGUUUUGACACAAAAUAAAAACUGUUGUUUCUGCACAGCAGAAACUAAUUUGAAGGACAAAUGUGGUGAUAUUCAUUGUUUUUAUUGUCAAUAUUCCUCUAUGCCUGAAAGCUCCAUUGUUGUCCAAAAACUAUUAAAAACAAAUCAGUGAGCCACACUGUUGCACUGGGUGACAUGUUUCUUCAUUAUGAUGAGCAUGAGUGCUGUAUUACUGUUAUUUUGAGUUACAUCGAAUAUGUAUCAAUCUGUGGCUGAAAAUAGUCUGCAACAAAUACAGUAUUAUUUAAUACUGUUUGAGUAUCAGUGGCUAAAAAAUACAGUGUCCUGCUGAUUUAAGGAAAAAAAUAAUAUAUUUGUGAACCAUUUUUAAAGAUUUACGUCCUCACUGGGAACCAGUGACCAGACUGGAGGAAGUUGUAAAGUAUUAGAGACAGGUUAAUGUGUUGGUUUUGGUCUUUUUGUGGGAUUUGUUGACAAUAACAGCAAUAUAGAAGAUCACCGGCCUUAUCCUUUAAAGAUGCACCUGUGGUCGACACAUAAGUGUUUACUAGAAUUUUGCAAAUACAGAAUCUCAGAUGUACUGUAAUAAUGCUUGCAUUCACUAAUAAGAAAUCUAUUGUACAUUUCCAUCCUUUGAUCAACAUAUAUGACCAUAUGUUAUUGAACUGAAUUCCAUGCUCUUAAAAAUAAACCAAACCAUGAAUCAGCAACGUGUGAAAUCACUUCACUUCUCAUUUGUUGCCGUGUUUUAAAUCAAAUCAGCCUGGAAGCAUUAGCUCACAGGUGUUGGGAUAGUUACGUGAUUUUUAUUUAAAUCUGGAAGGCUCAUGCUUUUCCCUGUCUGAGCAGGUCUGUCGUGUCAUUACAGUUCUUCUAUGUUACCAUAGUCGGCACCUCGUCACCUCCUUUUUGUACAUUUAUGUGUUUUAUUUUCCAAAGCGUUUAUAAUUUUGAUCCAAAUGUAAGUGAAUUAUUCUCUGAUUAAUCAUUUUAAAGCAUAACAUUCAAAUAACAGAUAUUUUUGAUAACGUAUUUUGCCAUCUUUACUAACUUGGGCUGAAUUGUUGAUCCAACAAAUAAAUGGUUAAAAUCUCAA
Messenger RNA from Morone saxatilis (striped sea-bass), 2510 nucleotides. RefSeq names its product sphingosine-1-phosphate phosphatase 1-like. Gene Ontology annotation, biological process: sphingosine metabolic process; phospholipid dephosphorylation. Gene Ontology annotation, molecular function: sphingosine-1-phosphate phosphatase activity. Gene Ontology annotation, cellular component: endoplasmic reticulum membrane. The record is from RefSeq and is a predicted model, not a curated record. NCBI's taxonomy places the organism in Eukaryota, Metazoa, Chordata, Actinopteri, Moronidae.